Messenger RNA from Cyphomyrmex costatus, 507 nucleotides. RefSeq names its product histone-lysine N-methyltransferase SETMAR-like. The transcript is spliced from 2 exons. Bases 1 to 507 code for a protein of 168 amino acids. Gene Ontology annotation, molecular function: nucleic acid binding. Lineage: Eukaryota; Metazoa; Arthropoda; Insecta; Hymenoptera; Formicidae. The record is from RefSeq and is a predicted model, not a curated record.
AUGGAAAAACAGGAAUAUCGCAUCUUGAUCAAACAUUGUUUUUUGAUGGGAAAAACUCCUGAACGAUCAUUGCAAUGGUUGCAGAAAUGUUAUCCCACAUCUGCUCCUUCGAGAACAACAGUCUAUCGGUGGUUUAGUGAAUUUAAAAUGGGUCGUACAAGCACCGAAGACGCACCUCGCUCUGGAAGGCCAAAAGAGGCUACGAAUGCGGAAAUCGUAAAGCAAGUGCAUCGAAUCGUUUUGAAUGAUCGUAAAGUGAAGUUGCGCGAGUUAGCUGAGGCCGUGGGCAUCUCAAAAGAACGGGCGGGAUACAUUUUGCACGAUGUUUUGGAGAUGAAAAAGCUAUCGGCGCGAUGGGUGCCGCGCUUGCUGACCGUCGACCAGAAACAGCAGCGUGUUGAUGAUUCAACGGCCGGUUUGACGUUGUUGCAGCGUAAUCGAGCUGACUUUUUUCGACGUUUUGUGACGAUGGAUGAAACGUGGGUCCAUUAUCACACAUACGCCUGA